UCAAAUGCACGGGCCGUACCGCACAAAGCUCCGGCGUUUAGAUGCCAACCGUGCAUGUAUUGGAAACACUCCUACGAAGAAUCAACGCUGCGCUCGUGCAGCAUUCACACGCAACUAAACUGACCGCACUUUCAUAUCUGGUUGUUGCUUAACCUGGUAUUUGAACGUGAAUUCCAAGCAUUGGUGGUGUCACUCGGAUCAACCGCACUGUUUGGGUCAGUCGCAGCUCGUCACUUGUAGCAUCGGGAAAUAUGCAAGAGGGGUCGAGUGAACCACCUUCAGAACACUCCAGAACGAACACCGAGGCUUCCGUGCUCCAACAAGAAGCCGACUCAGUGAGCAGCUUGGACGUGACAGAGCCGCAGCCGGAUCCAGUGGACAGUUUGCCUCGUGCAACAUGUUGUUACUUGGGACUAGGCUCUGCGGUUACUUGCAAGUACGACGGCACGGAAGUCGUGCUCGUGAAACCGACCAAGCAACCUGGCACGCUGGACGGCUACGCCUUCAACCUGGCCUGCAAGUUCGAGACGAAACGGGGCAAGAUUUCUAGCGUGUGCUUCCUGUUCACCCUGUGCGCCGGAAACGAGGACGAUCUUGUACCGUGGCCGUUUGCCAAGCAGGUGUCGCUCAGAAUCGUCGACACCCAGAACCGGGGCAAGGACGUCAGUGUGCCUGUCAAGAUACGUCCAGAACAGGACGCGGACUGCUUCAGAAGGCCUAUUGUGCAUGCGCCGCAGAAGGGAAUACUCUCCGAGAGGAUCGGUUGGAAGCAAGUGAACAGAAAGAAGCUCGUUCGCGACGACUGCUUGGUGGUGGCAGUGCAGUUUCAGUGACGCUCGCUCUGUUGUACUGAUAUUUUUUUUUUUACGCCCUUGGAGGCUUAACGUUGUCCAGUAACGGUAAUUGUCAUCAAUUUUGCGCGUGCUUCAUCUAUUCCUACGCGUCUGGCACUUUGCUGUCUGAAGCUAACUGAAGCGCUAUUGACAGGAAAGUAGGCGCGGUGUGAUGCGUUGAAUAAAGGAAGCCCACAAAGAAUUGGUGAAUUGAUUAUAUCGUUGUGGGACAAAACUAA
This is a messenger RNA of Dermacentor andersoni, 1072 nucleotides long. RefSeq lists its product as uncharacterized. NCBI's taxonomy places the organism in Eukaryota, Metazoa, Arthropoda, Arachnida, Ixodida, Ixodidae. The record is from RefSeq and is a predicted model, not a curated record. Gene Ontology annotation, molecular function: protein binding.